AUGUCUGCCGUCCCUCCAUUCACCGAAGAAACUGCCCGCAAGAAGGUCAAGGCUGCACAGGAUCUAUGGAACACGAAAGACCCCGUGAAGGUCGCCAAGGCAUAUACCGAAGACUCCAUCUGGCGUAACCGCGACCAAUUCUUUCAAGGCACAAAAGCAAUCGAACAAUUCCUCACAGACAAAUGGUCAAAAGAAAGCGGCUACCGGCUCCGGAAGGAGCUAUUCACAUUCGCCGGGAAUCGGAUCGCCGUACAGUUCUGGUAUGAGUUUUGGGAUGAUAGUGGACAGUGGUGGCGGUGUUAUGGAUUGGAGCAUUGGACGUUUGCGGAGGAUGGGAAGAUGAAGAAUCGGAUGAUGAGUGUGAAUGAUGUUAAGAUUAGUGAGGGGGAGAGGUGGUUUGAGGGAGAUGCUGAUGUUAAUAGUGUUACGAUUCCGGAGGGGCAUUGGAGUGGUAUUAUGUGA
Molecule: messenger RNA, 462 nt
Organism: Saitoella complicata NRRL Y-17804
Lineage: Eukaryota; Fungi; Ascomycota; Saitoellomycetes; Saitoellales; Saitoellaceae
Product: DUF1348-domain-containing protein
Exons: 2
Coding region: 1-462 (153 amino acids)
Source: RefSeq, a predicted model, not a curated record